GUGGCUUUGUAGACCUGCAACUCCUUGAAAUUGCGUACGUUUGGUGAAGGACACCGAGGCUGUAAAUGCAGCUGAGCUGAGAGUGGCUGCCUGUUGCAGAGAUUGAUGUCAGGAAGACGACCCAAACCGUGAGCAUAUCGAGCCCUCCUGGCUCCCCAGAGUGCAGCACAGCCACCCCGAUGGCGUCCGCUACUGCCGUGCCUGUAGGAUUUCACUAUGAAACCAAAUACGUAGUGCUCAGCUACCUGGGCCUUCUAGCACAGGAGAAGCCACAGGAGCAUCCUCCUCCUCCUCCUCCUCCAACUCAAGGGACUCAACAACAGCUUAUGGCACAACAUGCUCUGGAGAAAGAGGCUUUGGAGAAGAUUAAAAUAGAAAUCGAGGAGGAGCUAAAACAUCUUGAUGAAGAAAUCUUGGAAGCAUUUACCACUACAGGCUUUGACUGCCACACUUCCCCAGUGUUCAGCCCUGCCAAUCCAGAGAGCUCAAUAGAAGACUGCCUGGCUCAUCUGGGGGAGAAAGUGUCCCAGGAAUUGAAGGAACAUCUGCACAAAGCACUGCAGAGCUUGCUUAGCAAGCCGGUGACGUAUCAGGAGUAUCGGGAGCGCACGCAGGAGGCAUCUGCUCAUGCCAGUGGGUGGAACAAGGUCUUGGUGCCCCUGGUUCUGUUACAACAAUUUCUGAUGGAGCUGACGAGAAGGGGCCAGGAACCACUGAGUGCCCUUGUGAACUUUGGGGUGACAUAUCUAGAAGAUUAUUCUGCAGAUUAUAUCAUUGAACAAGGAGGAUGGGGAACAGUCUUCACUUUAGAAUCCGAAGAGGAAGAGUAUCCCGGGCUCAUUGCAGAGGACAGCAAUGACAUCUACAUCCUGACCAGUGACAACUCAGGGCAGGUGAGCCCCCCGGAGUCCCCCACGGUGACCACGUCGUGGCAGUCGGAGGGCCUGCCCGUCUCCCUGUCGGCCAGUCAGAGCUGGCACACGGAGAGCUUGCCAGUGUCCCUGGGACCUGAGUCCUGGCAGCAGGUGGCCAUGGAUCCCGAAGAGGUUAAAAGCCUGGAUAGCAACGGAGGGGCUGAAGAGAGGAGUGAGAACAACUCUUCCAACUCUGACAUUGUUCACGUGGAGAAGGAAGAGAUACCAGAGGGGAUUGAGGAAGCAGUGGUGCCAGCUGGUGCUGCAGAGACCAUACAGGCAGCCUUUCCAGAAACCUCUGCUUCUUUACAGGAAAUAAAACCUGAAAUUGCUGCUGCUGAAAAAGCACAUCCCUCCACACUUCUGCGUACAAAACAGGAGGAAAAGGGAAAAGCAGCUGAAGAGCUUGUUGAACCUGAAAUCCCCGUGUUAAGUAAACCUGUCCCAAAGUUAGCCCCAUCAGAAGAAAAGGCUGCACCAGAACCUGAGAAAAUACUGCUUCCAGGGGAAAAAAAAGCAGGGAAAGAGGGCCAUUUGGAAGAAAUAGAAGAGAAAUCCUCAGCUGCAGAGGAGAAGCCUAUCCUGUUGCCAGAAGGGAAAUCUAUACUGCUGUAUGGCGGGGCUGCCGCGGUCGCUAUAUUGGCUGUGGCAGUCGGAGUAGCGCUGGCGCUUAGGAAAAAGUAAUGGAGCUCUCUCAAGGAGGAGGGAGGAGAGAAGAGAGCACAUCCAAUUUUUGUAGUUGUGUUACCUAAAGGUUGAGCUGCCUGCUGUUUAAUUGGACAUUUGAGUAACUCAGUGGUGAUGAGGUGAGGUUGUUCAAUAAGCCUCCAGCUACGGACAAUCAUGUUUUUAGUAGAAUCGGGGCGGGGACUGGUUUUUCGUGAUUAAAGUACGGGGGUGUUUUUAAAAAAAAAUAACAAAAAAAAUCUGCAAAUUUAAGAACUAAAAGUGCAGGUGCUGAAGAAAGGGGUGCUCAUACUCUAGGAACUGGAACAAAAAAUCCCCAGGGGAAGGGGAGUGCCAGCUGCUGCCAGCCCCUGGAGAUUUUGGCUUCUCAGAUUGACCGCUAUUGCAGCUGUGCUGUCUUGUCACUUCCCGUUGCGCCCCCGAGCCCCUCCUAACAAACAUUAGCCAACCUGAGUCCUGUAGCGAGAGGCUGGUGUCCCUUUUGUCUCAGCUUCCUCUCAGGUACAGCACUGCUCCUCAUAACCUUCCAGGUUCCUCCUAAGCCCCAGUGGGACAGUGCUUAUUCUUACCUCUUGGCUCACACUGGUUUUGGCCCCUAACGUUUACUGGAGCCCCAUCCUGUGAAGAUGCUGCCUCUCUAUAGCUGUAUUAUCUCUGAGCAUCCUGGUGUUCCUGGGGCAGAGGUGCUGCCCAGGAGGGUGGGAGGGACACUGCUGUUUGCUGGUUUGAGAAUCCAUUUGCUCUGCUCCUGCCCAGCCCACCUUUCUGCAAGCUCUUCAGUUACCAGAGGUACGAAAUUGAUGCUGGACACUGAUGCUGGUGCCCUUGAGAUCACUACUCUGAUAUCUGGGGUAUAUUCAGCAAAAAUACAGCAAACCCGUGUGGAAGCAAGGCCAGUGCCUCAAGUGCAAUUCAGAUAUUAAAUGCUCUGCUGUCCUGUGUCACGCUGCAGUCUGCAUUGUCUUUCCCAAGUUAAGCACAGAGUGUAUUUAGUCCUAACUUGGUCUUGCCUGUGACAGAAUCCCAGAUAUAUAAAGCAAUGGAUUCUAGUAACUGAGCAAAAGAGCAUUAAACAUCUCUAUCUGCUUGUUCCUGGCCCGGA
Serinus canaria (Common canary) is the source of this 2703-nucleotide messenger RNA. RefSeq names its product BCL2 like 13 (gene BCL2L13). Bases 180 to 1598 code for a protein of 472 amino acids. The record is from RefSeq and is a predicted model, not a curated record. Gene Ontology annotation, biological process: apoptotic process; regulation of apoptotic process. NCBI's taxonomy places the organism in Eukaryota, Metazoa, Chordata, Aves, Passeriformes, Fringillidae. Gene Ontology annotation, cellular component: mitochondrion. The transcript is spliced from 7 exons.